Messenger RNA from Apodemus sylvaticus (European woodmouse), 2414 nucleotides. RefSeq names its product TNF receptor superfamily member 14 (gene Tnfrsf14). The coding region runs from base 185 to 1024 and encodes 279 amino acids. The record is from RefSeq and is a predicted model, not a curated record. Gene Ontology annotation, cellular component: external side of plasma membrane. Gene Ontology annotation, molecular function: protein binding. NCBI's taxonomy places the organism in Eukaryota, Metazoa, Chordata, Mammalia, Rodentia, Muridae. The transcript has 9 exons. Gene Ontology annotation, biological process: defense response to Gram-negative bacterium; positive regulation of peptidyl-tyrosine phosphorylation; defense response to Gram-positive bacterium.
AGCCUGCUCGAGGUUGAUAAGAAGUCCUGCUUCACCCUUAGAAGAUAAAGGUUGGCUCCUGCUCUUAGGGCCAAUGUGCUCAGAAGGGUACAAGCUGAGGAAGCGGGCAGUUCUGGCUCAUGAGACGGUUUGAGGAGACCCAGAGCCCACGGGGCCCCUGGCCUACAGCGUCUUGGUCAAGAAAAUGGAACCUCUCCCAGGAUGGGGGUCAUCACCCUGGAGCCAGGCCCUUACAGACAACUCCUUCAGGCUGGUGUUGUGCGUCUUCCUUUUGAACUUGCUGCAGCACAUCUCUGCCCUGCCCUCAUGCAGACAGGAGGAGUUCUCUGUGGGGGACGAGUGCUGCCCCAUGUGCAACCCAGGUUACCACGUGAAGCAGGUCUGCAGUGAGCAUACAGGCACAGUGUGUGCCCCCUGUCCCCCACAGACAUAUACUGCCCAUGCAAACGGUCUGAGCAAGUGUCUGCCCUGCGGAGUCUGUGAUCCAGACAUGGGCCUGCUGACCUGGCAGGAGUGCUCCCGCUGGAAGGACACUGUGUGCAGAUGCAUCCCAGGCUACUUCUGUGAGACACAGGAUGGGGAGCACUGCUCCUCCACGUGCUCCCCACACAAUGCCUGUGCUCCAGGACAGCGGGUACAGAAGAGAGGUACUUACAGCCAGGACACUGUAUGUGCUGAAUGCCUGACAGGGACCUUCUCACUUGGAGGGACUCAGGAGGAAUGCCUGCCCUGGACCAAGUGUGGUGCAUUUCAACAGGAAGUAACACGUGGGACCAGCAGCACAGACACCACCUGCUCCUUCUGGGUCUUCUACUCUGUCAUCUUUUUGGUACUGAUGGCGAUCGUUGGAAUAGGUGUAUUCCUCUUCCUCAAGCGAAGACUUCGGCAUACCAGCCCAGUGGCCACGGAGCUGGAACCUUUCCAGCAGGAGCAACAAGAGAACACUAUCAGGUUUCCAGUCACCGAGGUUGGGCUUGCUGUGACCGAGGAGGAGACAGCCUCCAACUGCACACAAUCUGGGUGAUGAGACACCUAGGAGACCUUGGUGGGAAGCUUCCAUAUGCCAGGCGGGCAUGGCAGAUGCCCUGGGCUGCUUCAGCAUCACAAAGCAGUGGAGAUGUGGUCAUGGCUCAGGGUCUAGGAGAUGCUUUGUCAUUCUGAGUGUUAAACAGGGUCAUCUGCUCCCAUCCAAACGCUAAGAGGUGGUGAUCGACGCGUCUGUAUCAAUGACAGCUCUUUCAGUCAGCCAAUAACCUCUGCCUGUCCUGGAAAUAUUAAGCUUAUCCAGAGGACUGCUGAACACGGCCUCCUGGGCCUGGGGUGCAUGUGAUAAGACAUGGCAUUAGUGGAUUUUAUUUUGAAGUUUCUGAGCCUGGAAUCUUGCCUGGACUGCAUUCUCAAGAUUCUUUCUGUUUUUACUUUGAGGCAAAGCCACAUUCUCUAGGCUAACUAUGGACUCCUUCUGUAUCUUGGGUGAGCCUCAAAUUUGACGCUUCUACCUCCACUUUCCAAAUAACACUGUGAUUUUACUUGCAUGAUUCUCCAGACUGGGGUGAGAGGCACGAGUGGUUUCUAUUCAUUCUCUCUCUCUCUCUCUCUCUCUCUCUCUCUCUCUCUCUCUCUCUCUCUCUCUCUCUCUCUCCCUCCCUCCUUCUCUCCCUCCCUCCCUCUCUCUCUCUCUCCCUCCUUCCCUCCUUCUCUCCCUCCCUCCCUCCUCCUCCCUCUCUCUCCUGUGUGUGUGUGUGUGUGUGUGUGUUUUAUCCCCUUUUUCUGCCAGCCCCAGAUAAACAAGUUUUACUCUCUCACUGUUUCACCAGACCCAGAGAGUUUUUUGCAGGCCCCAGAGAACCAGGUUUUACACACUCAGAGAAAAGUCUGCUGAGGGAUUGCUUGAUCGCUGAUCUCUUCUCAGUGUACCUGACUAGUUGAAGCUGACCUUCAACACUUGUUCCUUAGUAGCUAGCUAUCUGAAGCUAGCCUGGGGCUUACCAGUUCAGCUAGUUUGGCCUACCACUGAGCCCUGAGCCCUGGGUAUCCCCUUGGCUCUGUCUUCUCAGUGUUGGGAUUAAGGCACACAGGACUGUCAAACUUUUAAAGUAGAUUCUGGGGAUGAACUGAGUUUCAAGAAUGCAGGGCCUUUUUGUUGUUGUUGUUGUUUGUUUGUUUGUUUGUUUUGUUUUUUCAAUACAAGGUUUCUCUGUAUAGCCCUGGCUGUUCUGGAACUCACUCUGUAGACCAGGCUGACCUUGAACUCAGAAAUCUGCCUGCCUCUGCCUCCCAAGUGCUGGGAUUAAAGGCAUGCACCACCACCACCUGGCAAGAACACAGAGCUUUAUGCACUGGAGCAUGCACUAUAGUGAAUGAAUUUCUAAGUUAUUCUCUACUUAUCAUAGGAAAUAAAUAUUUUUGUUACA